This is a messenger RNA of Xenopus laevis (African clawed frog), 1544 nucleotides long. RefSeq names its product ubiquitin conjugating enzyme E2 N L homeolog (gene ube2n.L). Gene Ontology annotation, molecular function: ligase activity; ubiquitin-protein transferase activity. Gene Ontology annotation, biological process: protein ubiquitination. The transcript is spliced from 4 exons. NCBI's taxonomy places the organism in Eukaryota, Metazoa, Chordata, Amphibia, Anura, Pipidae. The record is from RefSeq and is a predicted model, not a curated record. The coding region runs from base 124 to 582 and encodes 152 amino acids.
CCCAUAAGUAAGUGGUCUGUCGCAAUGACGUCAGCGGAAGUGAAACCUGCAUUUCCACUUGUGCGUGACAGGGGGAUCCGGUGGCACGCAGAGAGUUGGAGGCUGCACACAUUAUAAGACAGGAUGGCCGGGCUGCCCCGCAGGAUAAUUAAGGAAACCCAACGUUUACUGGCAGAGCCAGUCCCUGGAAUUAAGGCUGAGCCAGAUGAAAGCAAUGCUCGCUAUUUCCAUGUGGUUAUCGCUGGUCCACAGGAUUCCCCCUUUGAGGGAGGGACAUUUAAACUUGAGUUAUUUCUUCCGGAAGAAUACCCAAUGGCAGCUCCUAAAGUACGUUUCAUGACCAAAAUCUAUCACCCUAAUGUAGACAAGCUGGGAAGAAUAUGCCUAGAUAUUUUGAAAGAUAAAUGGUCACCAGCUCUGCAGAUCCGUACUGUGCUCCUAUCAAUUCAGGCUUUGUUAAGUGCUCCAAACCCCGACGACCCGUUAGCAAAUGAUGUAGCCGAGCAGUGGAAGACAAAUGAAGCCCAAGCCAUAGAAACAGCCAGAGCAUGGACUCGGCUAUAUGCUACGAAUAAUCUUUAAAUUCGGCUUGAUCUUCAAGUGCACAUCAUUUCUCCUGUUCUGCCAAGACCUCUUCCCUUUAUUUUUGUUUUGUUUUUGUUUGUGUUUAAUGGACACAGUCUUAAUAAAAUAUAUGGAAUAAAAAGCCCAGACAUGGUCAUCUUUGGUGAUUAAAUGCACAUUAGCAAAUAAUAUGUCUUGUUCUAAGUCACUGUUGUAUCGCAUGCGCAGAGGCUGUAAAAAAGAAAAAAAAAAUCCCAUCAUUUCAGCAUGUUCUACAAUGUUCUAAGGGGUGGCAAAAGUUCUCGAUGUCCAUUAUACCCGUCUUGAUUUGAGUGAGAGCACUGUAAAUGAAGGUAGAGUUAGGUUAGUUGCUCAAUCAAUGUUUUUGUUUUUUAAUUCUUAAGGUAAAAUACAACCAUUUGUUUGGCUCUGUUAACUUUAAAACAAUGUGUCAUCGCCCUUCCUCCCUUUAUUUUAGUCCUUUUAGAUUUAGCACUUUUCUUUUUGGCAUUGGUCAGAUCUGUAUUCCUAGUAAAUGUACUUGCACCCCUCUGUAGGAACGAUUUAGUAAGCAGAGAAUUGGAGAUGAAACUAAUCCAUCCUUUUUUUUUUUUUUUUUUUUUUUUUUUUACACUGUGUAUUUAAAUUCUUCAAAUUUCUAAGGAAAUGUCUGCAUUGUACCAAGUUAAUGAAGCCUAACGUGUUUGCAUUGAAUUCAUCCUUUUUAUUAUUGUCUUUAUUGUGUUUGGUAGCAGCUAACCUGUGCUUUUGUCUAUAUGCUCAUAGCCAGCUACUACAGACCCAAGUAGAUGGGAGGGGCUUGUUUGGAGAAAAAAAAUGCAAAAAUGUAUUUAACAAAAAACUUUCACUAAUCUCUUCCUUAAAGUGUUAGAACAUCCAGAGCAUGUGACCAUUUUGUAUGGCUUGUCUUGAAAAUCUGUAAAUCUUAUGUUUUAGUAAAAUAUUUUUUUGUUAUUCUA